ACUACAACGCCUGCUAGUACUACUGCUAGUACUACUGCUGCUACUACAACGCCGGCUAGUACUACUGCUAGUACCACUGCUGCUACUACAACGCCUGCUAGUACUACUGCUAGUACUACUACAACGCCUGCUAGUACUGCUGCUGCUACAACGCCUGCUAGUACUACUGCUAGUACUACUGCUGCUACUACAACGCCUGCUAGUACUACUGCUGCUACAACGCCUGCUAGUACUAGUACUACUGCUGCUACUACAACGCCGGCUAGUACUACUGCUAGUACUUCUGCUAAGACACCUGCUACUACUAUACUUGGAACUACUGCUCACACGGCCAGUACUGCGCCAGCAUGUAGGAUCUGAUUCGGGGCAUAAAAGUUUUUUUUUGUUUUUGUUUUAUUUUGCGGACGGACACACGCGGAAGUUAUUGACCGGAAACCGCUCGUCCGCACACCAACCCUCCCGUGGCCGAAUUUGCCAACGAGUAGAAGGAGGGUGGGUAUAUGUGACAUCACCUAUGGAAACAUCAUCUCUGGAAGUACGAGAAGUUUCCUUGCAAAUAGGAAACGGAACGCAGGAGACAAAGUGAUGCUUGAAAACACGUCUUGCAGACCAAACUGGACCAUAAACUAGUGAACUAUUUUUUUUAAAACAUGUAGGCCAACUUUGAAAAAAUUCACUGAGAGAGAAUUAUUGAAAACUACCUAGAUUUAACUUGUUUUCGAUGAAUGAAGGCAUUUAUGAAGUUAUUUUUGCCAGACUUCAUGUUAAGCCAAUAACUAAUUCCAAAGCCUGUAAAAUAUUUGUUUGACUAGAUCUCAUUGUUAGGAACCUUGCACUUUGGUUACCAUGGCCACACACUGACUUGUUGAACCUCCCUGAAAACAACCUGGGCCGAGCCUUGUGAUACGGAACAUACGUAACCCUGCUGGUUAUCGUUUGGUUCUGAACCCAACUUCCUGUUCUCUGCAACUUCCUGGACACACGUCUUUCACCCUGACCUCGUCGCCUUGAGCCUUAGUUACCAUGACCUGUUUCCGUGGUGACCGGGAGGAGUUUUAUUGUGAAGUCCUGCUAUUGGAUGAGAGCAAGAUUGCCCUGACUGCUGAGCAAGGCAUCAAGAAAUCAACGAAAGGCUCAACAAUCCUGCAGCUGAUCUUUGACCGCAUUAAUCUGGCGGAGAUUGACUACUUUGGUCUGAGAUAUUGUGACAGACAUCAUCAAACACACUGGCUGGAUGCCUCCAAAACUCUGUCUCAACACCAACACCUUAUUAGUACUGGGCCACCAUACACUCUGUAUUUUGGGGUAAAAUUUUAUGCUGAAGACCCCUGCAAGCUAAAAGAGGAAAUUACCAGGUAUCAGUUCUUUCUUCAAGUGCGUCAGGACAUCUUACAGGGGCGCCUGCCUUGCCCUGCUGACACCACUGCUAGGCUAACGGCACUGGCGCUACAGGGUAACGAGCUUGGGGACUAUGAUGCAGGUGACCACAAACAGGCAUUAGACGAAGAAGUCCAGCUAAUCUACCAGACACUUAGUGGAACUUCUCAUUCAGAGGCAGAGUCUCUCUAUCUUUCUCUCGCCAAAACUCUGGACAUGUAUGGAGUUGACCUGCAUCCAGUCUAUGGUGAGCAUCAGUCCGAGUACUUCCUUGGGCUAACCCCGGUGGGUGUGGUCGUUUACAAGAACAGAGUUCAAGUGGGCAAAUAUUUCUGGCCCAGGAUCUCCAAAGUCCACUUUAAAGACACACAGUUUGAGCUCAGAGUGGUUGGCAAAGAUGGUUCAGAGACCUCAUUUGUCUUUGGGGCGGUCGACAGAAAAUCCUGCAAGCAGCUGUGGAGAAGCUGUGUGGAGUUCCACUCCUUCUUCAGAAUGUCAAGUGGUAACGAGGCAAAUACAUUGACGAGGAAGUUGUCCAAGCUAGGAUCGAAACACCGCUACAGUGGUCGCGUGUCCAGCCAACUGAGAGCCAGUCAGGAUGUAGUUCUACCCAGACAGGAUGUCAUUGUUGUUCGAAAGCCAAGCAAAAAACUCACUCACUCUUCUGGUAAAACAAAUAAAACCCAGAAUGCAGACCAAGAAGAAACACUGAAACUCACGUCAGCGCUUCCUGUUAACAGCUCCAAACCAGCAACCGUAGAAGAGGAGCAUCAUGGAAAGCCCAGUGCACCAUGGGAAGGGAAUGGCACCCAGAGUGGACUAUACGGCACCUCCAAAGAUCGGACCAGGUCACCCAAGUUCCCUGCAGCGCGUGUACGAACCCCGCUGACAGACGGGAAUGGAGAAAGGAGACGAAGGCUCAGCCAGGAUGAUGGUGACCGACCAAACAGACUGCACAGGAGAAGGUCUCGUUCUCGGGGCAACACGAGCAGCGGUAGUGAAUCAGAGAACUCGUCUAGUGUCCGUGAACAUCGCAAGAAGAAAGAGAGGUGUCAAGAGGACAAUGAUCUGGUUGACUCUGCCCCCCAGUGGGAGGCAGUCCAGCGGCGUCAGAGGGAGCGCGCUCAGAGGGACUCCAACGUUCGUCGUUCCCGCCAUCGAUCCAGAUCGAGAAGCCCAGAUGUUCAAGCUAAAGAGCAGCUGUGGAAACACAUUCAGACAGAGUUGGUGGACCCAGUUGGUCUGUCAGAGGAGCAGCUGAGAGAGAUUCCUUAUAAGAAAGUAGAAACCCAGGGAGAUCCAGUCAAGCUGCGUCACGCCCACUCACCGCGGGGCUCCCGGCAGCACCGGAGAUCCCCUCCCUCCGAGGCCAAUACAAAGACAGACUUGGUGCCUCCUCUACCAGUUACCAGGACAACCGACACUGUGUCACAGGUAUAGACAGACAGGCAGGCAGAUAAACAGACAGACAGACAGGUGGACAGGCAGGCAGGCAGGCAAUCAGGCAGAUAGAGAGAUAGAUAGAUAGAUAGACAGACAGGCAGGCAGGCAGGCAGGCAGGCAGACAGACAGACAGACAGGCAGGCAGACAGGCAGAUAGAGAGAUAGACAGACAGACAGACAGGCAGGCAGACAGGCAGGCAGGCAGGCCGGCAGACAGACAGACAGACAGACAGACAGACAGACAGACAGACAGGCAGGCAGGCAGGCAGGCAGGCAAUCAGGCAGAUAGAGAGAUAGACAGACAGACAGACAGACAGACAGACAGGCAGGCAGGCAGACAGGCAGGCAAUCAGGCAGAUAGACAGACAGAAGGUCUGAGUGAGACAGGUCGAACUUGUUCUGCUCUACCAUUAUACAACCUACUCACUUCCACUUCUGUCAUCUGUCUCCUGCUGAUGUCCACUGUCAGCCUGUGGGAGGUGGCAGCAUGCUGCAGUGUGAGCUGGUUGAUGGUUUCCUACUGUCAGCCUGUGGGAGGUGGCAGCAUGCUGCAGUGAGCUGGUUGAUGGUUUCUUACUGUCAGCCUGUGGGAGGUGGCAGCAUGCUGCAGUGAGCUGGUUGAUGGUUUCUUACUGUCAGCCUGUGGGAGGUGGCAGCAUGCUGCAGUGAGCUGGUUGAUGGUUUCUUACUGUCAGCCUGUGGGAGGUGGCAGCAUGCUGCAGUGUGCUGGUUGAUGGUUUCUUACUGUCAGCCUGUGGGAGGUGGCAGCAUGCUGCAGUGUGAGCUGGUUGAUGGUUUCUUACUGUCAGCCUGUGGGAGGUGGCAGCAUGCUGCAGUGUGCUGGUUGAUGGUUUCUUACUGUCAGCCUGUGGGAGGUGGCAGCCUGCUGCAGUGAGCUGGUUGAUGGUUUCUUACUUAUUUUGUUCUGCGUGAUCGUUCCAAAAUGUUCAUCAAGACUUCAGUACAUUACUUCAGCAGUGGUCGCGUGCUAAUACAGUUCGAUUACUAUAUUUUUGAAGUACAAUUCCUUAUGUGUAUUUGUUGACGACUUAAAGGUGGGAGAUUGGUAUGUUUUGUACUGCUGCUGUAUUUAUACUGUACAUUUACUCCAUUGUCAUGAAGUACUAGUAGACAGAAACACUGUAGAAGCACUUCUUGGGAAACUCCCCAGUGUAUUAAUGGAAAAAAAAACAACAACAUGUAAAUAUGGUAACUUUCCAAAACGAGCAACAACUGCUAAUGCAGUAUUGUGUAUUUUGCAAUACUAAUAGUAUUUAUCAUGUACUUUUACAUUUUCUUAGUGCUCAACUGUUUUAAGCCCUCUUGAGUUAUUGUUCCAUGCUAAGGAAGAAUACAUAGUAACAAAUUGUCUUGAAAUACUAGCAGGAUAUACUUUUCUACUAGUUGUACCUACAAUCAAUACACAGCAUUUGAAAACACUUGAAGUACUUUGUGUAUUAGAUGGACACUGGAAUUGACUAGAACUUUGACUGGAAUAUUUCAAAAUACAUGAUGCACAGACUACAGCAUUUCUCAUUAGAA
Molecule: messenger RNA, 4362 nt
Organism: Lampris incognitus (smalleye Pacific opah)
Lineage: Eukaryota; Metazoa; Chordata; Actinopteri; Lampriformes; Lampridae
Gene: epb41l4a
Product: erythrocyte membrane protein band 4.1 like 4A
Cellular component (GO): cytoskeleton
Source: RefSeq, a predicted model, not a curated record